AUGCAGCCUGCUGCUGAGGGCGGAUCAUCCGACCGUGUCACAGUCGACCUGGAUCCAGAUGUGCGGUCGGGACCGGGCAAAGUCCGACGCGACAGUGAGCCUGUAUCUGAAGACGAGCGGUCUGGCCGUGCGGACGUGGUUCUGAGUCGCAUCAUAACUGCCCUCGAGCGAUUAGAAGUCGAGGAGAACGCGCCUCGGAGCUUGAAGCGCAAACGCUAUGCUGCUGCAAUGUUGCUCCUGAGCGUACCUGUGCUGAGCAGCAUCGUAGCUUUCGGGGUGCAGCUGUCUGUGGCGUUUGGCCGCAGCUUCUCCAAGCUGGGAAGCCUUUUCGUUGCCAGCAGCUUGCUCGUGACAUUCCUGACCACACAUUUGGUUCUUCGCUAUGGCAGUGCUGAGUUCAAGAAGUUAGCGUCGCGGCGGUACCUCAUAUGCAUCGUGAACGGCAUGGUCGUAGCGUCAAAGCAUACGCUUCAGGCCAUGGCUGUUUCCAGGAUGAACUCCUCCAUCUUUUUCAUCGUCAUGCGCUUUGCGCUGCUUUGGAUGGCCAUGUUUGACGCGCUGUAUUCCCUCAAGCUGCCUGGACUCAAGGCCAUUGGCAUCCUCGCCGUGAUAUUGUUUUCUGUCAGCAUCACGUCUGACUCAUUAACCUCAGACGAAGAAGGCAUGGAGGUCACCAUGGAAGGAGUCUUCUUGGCAUUGGGCUGUGCUUUGGCAGACGCAGGCUCUGACAUUGCCUCUGAUGUGAUUGGGUCAAGCUUCACCACUGGGCUGCAGGGAACGGCUCGCAACUGUGAGCUAAACCGGUAUCUGGUGAUGCAACAAGCUUGCAGCAUACCUUGCUACAUUCUGGCUGCUGCAGCCAUCGGAGAGCUCCCGAUCCUUUUCCGGGGCUAUGACAGCACUGUAUUCUUUCUGGCGUCACUGCCGCUGGUUCUAAAGAUUCCCGUCUUUCAGUUCGCAAUCUUCACAGCUGGUGCUGUGAAAACGAACAUGGCCGUGUCUUUUGAGAUGGGAGUGUCUUACGUCUUCGAGGUCUUUUUCGGCUUGGCAAAGUUCAACCUGAGCAAGUUUUUCGCAAUGAUGGCCUUUGCCUGCGUCCUCCUGAUGGACUCGCUCCAUGCUUCACAGUUGGAAAACGCGGCAGCCGAGCAGCACAGGACAACCUUGCAAAAGGUCCGACGAGAAAUUGAGAGAACUUGUGCCUCAACCUCAGUGGUCCGCGACGGUGGCGAUGGGAAUGCGAAGUGA
Molecule: messenger RNA, 1248 nt
Organism: Symbiodinium natans
Lineage: Eukaryota; Dinophyceae; Suessiales; Symbiodiniaceae
Source: the annotation of a GenBank genome assembly